GUGAAAUACGUUUACUUGUCAAAUAUGAUGGAAAAGUGUGAUGGCGACUAGCUUUUGUUUGUUUAUAGUAAAAAAUCUUUAAUUUCCGCUCGGUUUUGGAUGAGUUACUACUAAACCAAGUUAGCAAGUUGUAGGCUUUUAUUUGAUUUGGCAUUUAUGAAAGGAAGAAACAUUUUUGUAUCUUAAACGAAACCGUGCCUACCCUUUGUCAAUUUGUACGUAAUUGCUUUAGCCUGGGUAGACAUUUAAAAGUGACGUGUGUAAAAUUUCAUUGAUAAAAAAACGAAAAUGGUACACACAGUUAGUGAAUAUUUAUCGAAGAAGCAACAACCUUUAUACAACGUCAGUAACUACGACCCAAAAAUGGGAUCACGAAAUCGAGUGCCUUCACAACAAAUUCGCGAUGACUUUCUACUUGAAACAAAUUUUGAUGACGACGGGACACUAACCCGAGCCUAUAACACUUUGAAUAAUCAAAAUGGACACGGAAUUCGAGAACCUGGACAGUAUUCACAACAACAACAACAACCCAGUAUCAGUCGGAGGAGCCUUGCUUAUCGGUCCAAUUUAUCGGUGGAUCGAUACUCUGAUAACACAAUACAUGGCCGCCGGUCAAAAGGAGAAUGUUGCAGAUCGUGUAUGACACGAAUACCGUACGCCACACUGAUAGCGACGGUCAUGUGCCUUAUCGGUGUAGGCAUCUUCUGCGGCACAAUGUACCGUGGUACUUCACUGGCAAUUAUCAUGCUCGAUCAAGUUUUUCACCUGAGACUUCUGUGGAUUGAAGCAGUUCAAAUGAUCUUUGUCGUGAUCGGCGCAUCGAUGGGUGCCCUUGGAUUAAUGAUCCUGUUUGUCGGAUUCCUCGCUACCGGAGCUACCCGGUACAAGGUUUACCGGGCGUGGGGCUCCCGGGUCGGGGGACGUAUCUCGUGUGCCGUGUUCAUGGGAAUCACAUAUGUGCUGAAGAUUGUAUGGAUCUUGAUUUUCUGUUUUCUGGGUAUCGUGACGUUCUUGUUCACCGUGUUCUGGAACAUGUGCGAGAACCCGAAUGUGCAAUCACACCGAAACUGUAUCGAUUUGACUCAGUUCUAUUUCAUGUUCCCAGCGGGAGUAAAGCAAGAGGAUAUGAACGUAUGCGAACAAAGCAAGGUGAAGGCUUUCUGCAAGGACGGCGUCGAAAAGUGUGAGAUCAUGUUCAUCUUGGCAACGGUUAGUUGUAUGCUAAUCAUUCUCAGUUUGGUACAUUACUUGAUGUGCCUAGCUGCUAACUACGCUCACAUUCGAGACCAUGAAAAGUUUCAAGAACUACAGGAGAUCCAGAACCUGACCGAGAUGGAGUACACGGCUGCCUCAAAGGACCGGUUCUAGGAUACCGCCCAGGAGAUUUAUAUUGAGCACUGCACCUGAUGAUGAUCGGCAGCUGGUGGUGCUUUACGAGCAGCUUACGUUUAAGUUUACUUAGUACACUGUCCGGUUAGUUUAUUUUUCUUCAACAGUGAACUUUGUUUAUUGACAUUCACAUUGAUUUAAGAUUUAGUUUUUUUACUAUUGUUUCUCAAUUAGGAAUAGAGAUAUAAUUUCUGUGCUUACCGUCCUUCGGUAAGUGGUAUGUUUGUCCGUCCGUUUGAUGUCAUUCCAUUUCCAUUACCCUAUUCAUUUAAUUCACUCUGCUCAAUAUAAGUACUCCUGGAUACUAUUAACGUAAUAAUAUUAACCUUGUAUUGCAUAACAGUAAACAGAAACGAACAAUUCAAUAGCAUAAAGCAAAAAUGCACAAAAAAUCAUACUAAUGCAUUAGAGAAAAUGAAGGCUGACAAUAAGACAAUUAUCAGACCGCAAUUGAACAUCACAUCGGCUAAAUUUACGAAAGUUACUCAGUGACCCCAGAAAACAUGUAAAGGUUUUGCAAAUCGCACAAUAUGUUAAUAAAUAAUAGAUAUUAGGAUGAAUCCAGAACGCCUCAACAGUUUAAGUAUUACACAUAUCUCCAUAUGAAAAUAAGUUUCGAGACUCCGUAAUAUCAAGCAAAUGAUCAAGUUUAUUUUUCUAGAUUAUUGAUUCCAUCAUUCUCCCUUAAAUUUUCCUACCCGUCGUAGUGAGGAAUGUUGAUGAUAGUCAUACAUUCAAUGUCAAUUUUGGUUCAAAUUUAUCUCGAGAAAAAUUGAUACCUGUUGAGAAAUAUUCAGUAUUAGUAUUACUUCUGGCAUUCCUUGCGUUCGGACAUAGAAGAUAUUCGGAGUCAAGAACAGAACAAAAUAGCACAUCUAUUUCCCGAAAAUUCCAAAACCAAUAGCAACGAUCUAUGCAAGAAACAGAAAAACAAAAAAUAAAAUAAACUACCGAGUUGCCCAACCCACAACACCGUGUGAUAUCGUAGGAACAAACAGAGAUAGUCAGCAAAGAUCAUAUUAUUUUGCUUACAUUACAAAAGAGAAGUAGAACAGAAGGUAUUUAUAUAGAGCAUCCUAUCCAAAACAGAUUCUUGAAUUGGCAGUUUCGCCAACAUAUUAAAAACCCAUUCUCUGAGCAUUCCCUAUCGCAAAUGUCGAAAUCCUCUAGUUCCAGAAGAUCACAGUUAAAAUUAUAAUGAAGUAUGCCUUUCCGAAAGAAGAAGCAAAUUCAAGUGUUUCAUCAGUGUUAAUACAUGCAGUAUACAAGAACCAAUUUCCAAUUAGUCGGAAUUGACUGCGGUGGGGAUUCUAACUCAGAAAACCAUUCAAAACGUUUCUUAACCCGUACUAUUUAACAUUACCUGUGCAUAUUUACAGCUUUGAUUCAGACGUCACUAUAUACAUACUAACAUUCCUAGGCUAUAAUCCUAUCAUAGAUAUGUACAAUCUAAUACAAAAUAUAACACAAUCAUUAUACGUCACAGUCUAUAAUCGCAUUUAGCAUCACUAAAAUCAAGCGACAUAUUUCUAUUCGCAAACGUACUAUUCAAACAUUCUUCACAACUAUUUAACCAGUAUUUGUUACUCCUUUAUCAUUAAAUCAUAUCAUUCCUAAUUAUUCCAUAUAUAUCGGCUUUAUUCCUAACCAUUACCCCUGUACAUUUGAAUCAUUCUUCCAAUGUCUGUUAGAUGUGGAACUGCUUUGAUGUAUUUCUCUCUCGCGUUAGCCAAAAGCUCAUAACGAACUACAAGAUCAUCAUUUAAAAAUGUCGCUCACAAAUCAUUUCCAUGUUUAAGUUUUGCUUACAUCACUUGUUCACAAUUAUCUCCGUAUAAUUGGAUGGAUCCAUGGAGAGAAAAUUGCCAGAAGAGAAGAAAAGGAAAAUUUGUUGUAAAAUAAUAUACAAGUAAAGUUUAUUUUUAGGAUAGUAUUCGUCCAUAUACCGGAAAUUUUGAAUAAAAGACAUUUUAGAGAUUGAACUUUUUGGUUCAGAUUAGAA
Messenger RNA from Malaya genurostris, 3391 nucleotides. RefSeq names its product neuronal membrane glycoprotein M6-a (gene M6). The coding region runs from base 289 to 1368 and encodes 359 amino acids. The record is from RefSeq and is a predicted model, not a curated record. The transcript is spliced from 5 exons. Gene Ontology annotation, cellular component: plasma membrane. NCBI's taxonomy places the organism in Eukaryota, Metazoa, Arthropoda, Insecta, Diptera, Culicidae. Gene Ontology annotation, biological process: neuron projection development.